Molecule: messenger RNA, 2615 nt
Organism: Physella acuta
Lineage: Eukaryota; Metazoa; Mollusca; Gastropoda; Physidae
Product: glomulin-like
Cellular component (GO): cytoplasm
Molecular function (GO): ubiquitin-protein transferase inhibitor activity
Source: RefSeq, a predicted model, not a curated record
UUGUUGAUUUGUAGGCCUUUACUAAUACGUUAUUAAUUUAUUUGCAAAGAAUUCCUACUGACCUCAUUAUUUUUAAAGAAGAAAGAAAUGAAAAGGGGAUCUCUAUUUAUGAUUGCUUAUUACAUAAUUCACACACAUUGACUACUUUUUAAAUAUGUGUAUUAUUUACAUAAUUUCCCUGUUUGGUUUAUUUAAAACUGAGUAGUAUUUUAAAUUGCUGUAUAUCACAAAUAAAACUUGUGGAAAUCUGAAACUUGCAAAAAAAAAAUUACAUUUUGAAGCAAUCAUAAAUUUAAUCUUCCUUUACUUUCUCUUUCUAUUUGCCAGAAUAAACCUGUCAAGAUUGAAUUAGUUGAAAUAUAGUUCAAAGUUUUAAAAUGUGGGCACCAGAGAGCACUGAGCUACAGCCACCAGUUAUUGAAAAGAUUGGCGAUCCAGAUAAACUCCUUGCUAGAAUUAUAGAAUGCAUCGAGGAAAAAGAUUCCCUGUCACUAAAGACUUACAUACUAGAGCACAAACUGAAAGAGGAGAGUAUUUUCUGGGAUCUGAUCCUGAAAAUUGGAGCAUGUGUAACCUCUGAGAACAAUGAGAGCAAUCAAGGCUUUUUUGACAUUUGCAAUAGAUGUCUGCUUUACUUGGUCAAAGUUGGCAACCCUAAAGAAAUACUGCUGGCACUACUGGAACAAGUGGACAACUUCAUAGAUGAUGUCAAGUUUAGAUGUUUUCUUCCUCUCAUUCAGACAACGCUUCUAAGAAUUCCAACAAAGCUGUUUCAUUCUUUAGACAUCGCCUUGGAAACUGUGUCAGCUCACCUGAGGUCAUUACCUGUGCCUGAAAAUGUACAGUUGGAGGGGGAAGAGAUUAAAUUAUUCCACGCCGAUAAAACUGUAGUUCGUCUGUCUACAAUAUUAGAAUCAUUCCUGGAAUUUCUUGAGCCUUUUAUUAACAGGGUUGAUAUUCUAUCUGAAAACUUUACAAAAACGUCCAGACAGGAAAGCUUAGUUUUGAAGAAACACUUGAUUCGUGUGUUUGAUCAUCCCCUGUGCUACCUUGUUCUGACAUACAACACAGAACAUGACAAGGCCCAGUCAGAUAGUCGACAGUGUGCAGAGCUGGCAGUGAAGCUGCUCUGUAGGCUAGAAACAGAUUUCCACAGGUUUAUUAGGAAUGCAAAGCUUCAGGCAAAACAGGCUAAUAGCCAUGUAAAGAAUAAAUUGCUGGAUGUUGAAGAGUUAGACAAUUUAGAAAAUGAGAGCCUAGCUGCAACGAAUACCACCGAAGAAGACAUUGCAGAUAUUGUAGAGACUUGGGAUUUUAAAAUGGAUAUCACACCUUUAGCUUAUGGGUGUUUAAGUUACCUUAUACAUGCUGAAAACUUGGGGGUAGAUAAGUUUCCUUUUAUCUACAGACACCAGUAUAUGCUGGAAUUUCACCUGGAUACCAUGUCUGUGCUACUGAAGAACACUAACUAUCCCAUUAACUACAAGGGACUUGUUCUCUGUCAGAAGAUGGUUGGGUUAGUGCAGAAUGGUGCAAUGUCUUCAGAAAGUCUGGACAAUCCAGGGUUUAUGCUUGUUAUCAAUGAUUUAAUUGACAUCAUGAUCAAAUGUCCUGUAAGAGAUCACAGGACUUUGGCCACCCACAACUUUCCCAUGUUGAUCAAGAAGUUUGACUGUGGUGGGCGCUACCAAAUCUACCUUAAUAUUCUGUCUUCUUGUUCACAUUCCGGUCUGAAAGGGUAUCUCAUUACCUUUAUAAAAAAUGACAUCAGUGAAACUAUUAAAGAGUUGAAGCAGAUGUCACAGGACCUUAAAUCGUCUUCACUACCUGAGAAGGAAUCAUUCUUUGUUGGCAAAAGGCUGCAUAGAAUUUUGAAACUGGCACUAGCUUUACCAGAGAAAGAAACCACUGAUAUGCUUGAAAACUCCGACCAGAUCAUAUCUUGUCUGAACAUGCUUCGAUUUAUCAUCCUGGCAGAUCCAAAAGCUCUGAAUAGCACUGGGUUUUGGGACUUUUUGCCUCAGAUAGAAAAAGAUUUCCUUGCUCCACUUAGAUUAGGCUUAGAUCUAAGCAAAGCUCAUUACAAGCUUGAACAAGAAAACCUCCAGCAAGGGAAGGACUCUGAUGUUUUUGGUCAUAAGGGCACAGAGUUGUCUUUGUCUGUCAGUGGAAUGAAUUUGCCAGAAAUGAACAAGAAAGAAAAGCUAGAGCUCAUUGGGAAAGCUCUGAAUACACAUUAUGUAAUGCAUAGUCUUGUGUGUCGUGUCUCAGAGCUUGUGGAUUUACACAAAUAAAAACACUUUACUGUUGUUUUGUCAUUUUGCAUUUAUUUGAAGGGGUUUCGCUACAAAUGUUUCUGUUUUGCUUGUGAUUCAUUAUCCUGUUUUGAAAUAACUUUCUUAAGCUAGUAUCCAUUAUAAUAUUACAACCUAUUACUUACAUAAGUAUGAUCAUUUUUAAUAUAAAGAAGGAUGAUAAUAAUUUGUAACUUAAUAAAGAAGUGAAAAUGUAAUAUUGGUACUAGGUUUUAUAAGUUUACAUUGUACAAGUUACUCAAUUUAAGUUGUUAAAAAGUAUUAAACUUCUUUCCUUUGGUCAAUAGGUUUUGUUUUUAU